UUGUUCUAUAAUGGCGGCUACAGUUUAUCGUGUGUUUUAUAACCAGUUUGCCUAAAAAAGAUUUCUUGCGUACUUUGUUCUUUAUUUUCAUCUAUAGUUUUCUGUAUGAACGUAACCAGCGGUAGUGAUGUCCUCGUACACAUUUUCACAGAAGCCGUUUACACCUGUACCCCCUGAGAAGGGCAGUUUUCCACUCGACCAUGAGGGUGCCUGCAAGCUGCUCAUGAUCAAGUAUAUGCGUUGUUUGUUCACCAAUAAAAAUGAAAGCGCAAUGUGUCGAAACAUCGCAAAGGAUUACCUUGCUUGUCGGAUGGAUAAUGAGCUAAUGGCUCGAGAAGAAUGGUCCAAUCUUGGUUUCGUUGAUGAGGUCAAGGAGACAUAACAGCAACGAUUUAUUACU
Habropoda laboriosa is the source of this 400-nucleotide messenger RNA. RefSeq names its product cytochrome c oxidase assembly protein COX19. Gene Ontology annotation, biological process: mitochondrial respiratory chain complex IV assembly. The record is from RefSeq and is a predicted model, not a curated record. The coding region runs from base 128 to 382 and encodes 84 amino acids. Gene Ontology annotation, cellular component: mitochondrial intermembrane space. NCBI's taxonomy places the organism in Eukaryota, Metazoa, Arthropoda, Insecta, Hymenoptera, Apidae. The transcript has a single exon.